UAUGUUUAAUAGUUAUCAGUACGAUAAAUAAUUGACAUUUACAAAAGAAAUAGAUAAAAUCAAAAAUGACUACUUGAAGUAAAGAGAGAAUCGUAAAGGUAUUUCCAAAAGUUUAUUUAGAACUCAAUCAAAGAUUAUCUAAAAAUUAUAAGAAAAGAAUAGAAAAUUUUGUGAUAAAUAUGUUGGAAAAGCCUGUUGUAUGUAAUGAGUAUAAGCCACCUGAGGCAUACUAAUUUAGAGAUGAAGAUCCAACAAAAAAUCUUGGAGAUCCAUAAAUAUAUGUUAAAGGAUUUAAGCAUGAAAAAGAUAGAAUUCAAGAAGCUUAAGAGAAAAAUAAUAAUUUGGAUUUCUUACCUAAUUUAAAAGUGGGGAAAUAUUGUUUUAGAGAAAGAGAUCCAUCUAAAGACAUAAAAAGAGAUGUUUUUAGAUAUAGAGAUAAAACUGCUUUAGCAAGAAUUGAAUAAUUUUUAAAAGAUCAUACAUAAUCUCAAGUAGAAAACAUGAAACUUGAUCAUAAAAAGAUUCUUAAUUUAGAACAUUUCUCAGAAGGAAUGUCUUCACUAGAAAGAAAGGCAUAUUUAUCAAGAUUAAUAGCAAAGAAUUUAUUACCGUCAUUACAUAAUAAAACUCAUUUUUAAGCAGCAUAAACUAUGUACAAUAAUUUACCAUGUAAAAUAUAUAUAUUAAAAUACUCAGUAACUUUAAUGGAACAUGCAAGAUCACUUCCUUAAGUUCAUACAUAAGAAGAUAGUAGAAGAAAACCUCCAACAUCUCAAGAAAAAUAAAAAACUAUUCCAAAUGAUAACUAAAAUAAGUAAGAUGAUAAUGGUACCUAACCAAAAUAAGGCAAUGAGACAGAAACAUUCAAUCCUAUUGAAACUUCUAAAUAAAUUUUAAAGAAAUGUAAUAUCAUAAAAGAAAGAAAUAAUAAAGUAGAAAAUUUAAUAUAUUUAUAAGGCUCCUGUUGUUCAUUCAGGUUCUGGCCAUUUAAUUUCUACUCUUGAUAAAUCUAUCUCAGAAAUCUAUAAGGAACUUUAUAAGGUUGAAAUUGGAUAAUCAAAAUUGCGAUGAA
This is a messenger RNA of Paramecium pentaurelia, 1072 nucleotides long. The record is from the annotation of a GenBank genome assembly. Lineage: Eukaryota; Ciliophora; Oligohymenophorea; Peniculida; Parameciidae.